Messenger RNA from Arabis nemorensis, 2382 nucleotides. NCBI's taxonomy places the organism in Eukaryota, Viridiplantae, Streptophyta, Magnoliopsida, Brassicales, Brassicaceae. The record is from the annotation of a GenBank genome assembly.
AUGGCUGAAAGCGGCGGCGGUGGUGGUGGUUGUUGUCCGCCGAUGGAUCUGAUGCGAUCAGAGCCGAUGCAACUUCUUCAACUCAUUGUUCCCAUGGAAUCGGCUCAUCUUACCGUCUCUUACCUUGGAGAUCUCGGUCUCGUCCAAUUCAAAGACCUUAAUUCAGAGAAGAGCCCAUUUCAACGUACUUAUGCAGCUCAGAUAAAAAGAUGUGGAGAAAUGGCACGGAAGAUACGUUUCUUCAAGGAUCAAAUGUCGAAAGCAGGAGUUGUACCCAAGGAGAUGCUAGAGAAGGAAAAUGAUAUUGACUUGGAUGAUGUUGAGGUAAGGCUUGGAGAGCUAGAAGCUGAACUUGUGGAAAUCAAUGCUAAUAAUGACAAGUUGCAGCGAUCCUAUAAUGAACUUAUGGAGUACAAGUUGGUUCUUCAGAAGGCUGGUGAGUUCUUUUCUUCUGCUCAUAGAAGUGCCACAGCUCAACAGAGUGAACCAGAAUCACCACGUGGGGGUGAAGAUCUGCUGGAGUCUCCUUUGUUGCAGGAGGAGAAGUCCAUUGAUUCGUCAAAGCAAGUAAAGCUUGGAUUUCUGACCGGUUUAGUGCCUCGUGAAAAGUCUAUGGUGUUUGAGAGGAUUCUAUUCCGUGCUACUAGGGGAAACAUCUUUACUCGACAGUCUGUCAUUGAUGAGGCGGUCAUUGAUCCCAACUCCGGGGAGAAGGCUGAGAAAAAUGUUUUUAUUGUCUUCUAUUCCGGGGAAAGAGCAAAAAGCAAAAUUCUUAAAAUAUGUGAAGCUUUUGGGGCCAAUCGCUAUCCUUUCAGCGAGGACCUUGGAAAACAAGCUCAAAUGAUAACCGAGGUUUCAGGUCGAUUAACAGAGCUUAAAACCACCAUAGAUGCUGGGUUAGGUCACCGGGACAUGUUGUUGCAUACCAUUGGAGAUAAGUUUGAGCUAUGGAACCUCAAGGUGCGCAAAGAGAAAGCCAUCUAUCAUACUUUGAACAUGCUUAGUCUUGAUGUGACGAAGAAAUGUCUUGUGGCUGAGGGCUGGAGUCCUGUUUUUGCAUCAAACGAAAUUCAAGAUGCAUUAAAGCGUGCUGCAGUUGACUCCAAUUCUCAAGUUGGAUCAAUAUUCCAGGUUUUGAGGACCAAAGAGUUGCCACCAACUUAUUUCCGCACAAACAAAUUUACUUCUGCAAUCCAGGAAAUUGUUGAUGCGUAUGGUGUGGCCAAGUAUCAGGAAGCCAAUCCGGGUGUAUUCACAAUCGUCACCUUCCCCUUCCUUUUCGCUGUUAUGUUUGGUGAUUGGGGGCAUGGAAUAUGUUUGCUCCUUGCAACUAUGUACUUGAUAGUGAGAGAAAAGAAACUUGCCAGCCAGAAACUUGGGGAUAUUAUGGAAAUGGCUUUUGGUGGCCGUUAUGUCAUUAUGAUGAUGUCACUCUUCUCAAUAUACACGGGUUUAAUCUACAACGAGUUCUUCUCUAUUCCAUACCCGUUGUUUGCUCCCUCUGCCUAUGAUUGCCGUGAUGUCGCAUGCAGCGAGGCUACAACAAUUGGUUUGAUAAAGGUCCGGGACACUUACCCAUUUGGUCUAGAUCCAGUGUGGCAUGGUACCCGCAGCGAGCUACCGUUCCUGAACUCACUGAAGAUGAAGAUGUCAAUCCUCCUCGGAGUUUCUCAAAUGAACCUUGGAAUCAUAAUGAGCUACUUCAAUGCAAUAUUCUUCAAAUCGAGUGUAAAUAUAUGGUUCCAGUUCGUUCCCCAGAUGAUAUUCUUGAACAGCUUAUUCGGCUAUCUCUCGGUCCUCAUCAUCAUAAAGUGGUGCACUGGUUCUCAAGCAGAUUUGUAUCAUGUAAUGAUUUACAUGUUCCUGAGCCCAACCGAUGAGUUAGGAGAGAAUGAACUUUUCCCUCACCAGAAAACAGUGCAGAGGCAUCAAGGCCAGGCAUACGCACCUCUUGACGAGACAGACGAGAGUCUUCACGUAGAGACAAACGGAGGAUCCCACGGACAUGAAGAGUUUGAAUUCAGCGAGAUAUUUGUGCAUCAGCUGAUUCACACCAUAGAGUUUGUGCUUGGAGCUGUUUCCAACACGGCUUCUUACCUUCGUCUAUGGGCUCUCAGUCUUGCUCACUCUGAGCUAUCAUCAGUCUUCUAUGAGAAGGUCCUUCUUCUCGCUUGGGGUUACAACAAUAUACUGAUCCUCAUCGUUGGGAUCAUCGUAUUCGUUUUUGCGACCGUGGGAGUCUUGCUGGUGAUGGAGACGCUAAGCGCGUUCCUUCACGCGCUACGUCUCCACUGGGUAGAGUUUCAGAACAAAUUCUACGAAGGAGAUGGUUACAAGUUCGCUCCUUUCACUUUCAUUCUCACUGGAAAUGAAGACGAGUGA